AUGCAAGGUGGACCUAUCAAGAAAGCAUCUGAAGCACUCCAAUUGUUGCUUCGUUCAUUACCCGAAAAUUGUUGUUUUAAUGUGGUUUCAUUCGGAUCCAAUUUUGAUUCUUUAUUUAAAACAAGUCAACCUUAUUCUGAAGAAAGUUUUUUAAAAGCUCUCAAACAUGCUCAAGAAAUGAAUGCAAAUUAUGGAGGAACCGAAAUUUAUAAUCCUUUAAAAUGGGUCUUCGAAAAUUCAAAGAAUGAUAUGCCAACUUCUAUUUUCCUUCUUACUGAUGGUCAAGUUUAUAAUGUUGAUCAAAUUGUAGAACUUAUUAAAUCUAGCGAAGAAAAGAAAAAUGAUGAUUUAAGGUUAUUUUCAAUUGGAAUUGGUGAUUCAGUUUCUCAUAAUUUAGUUGAAUCUGUUUCACGUGCUGGUAAAGGAUAUGCACAAUUUGUUACAAAUAAUGAACGAAUGGAUAAAAAAAUUCUUGGAAUGUUAAAAAAUGCUAUUAAACCUCCUAUUAAAGAUUAUAAUAUUACUUGGACAAAUCAGAUCCUUGAUGAUAAUUUACCAACGGAAACAAAUCCUGUUGAUAAGCCAAUUAUUAGUUUCUUUAGCGAUAAUACUACACCUCCAACGACUGAUCAAAAAAUCUUUACAAAUAUCAAAAUUCAACAAGCACCAUACUUAAUUCCACCAAUUUAUCCUGGUACUCGAUUUAUAGUUUAUUGUAUUUUAGAAAACGGAAUUGAACCAUGUAAAGAAAUUACAUUGAGUGGAAUCUCUACUGAAGGCCCUAUAAAGCUUUCUGUUUCAUUAGAUCCUGUAGCUUUACAAGGAUCAAAAAUUCAUACACUUGCGGCUAGAAAGCUUAUUCAAGAUCUUGAAGAAGGAUCUUCAUUUAUUCAUAAGCAUCCAAAAAAUAGUGGGAAAACUAUUCCAAACUCACUUAUUCGUGAACAAGUUACAAAUUUAGGUGUAACAUAUAGCUUAGCUUCCAAAUAUACAAGUUUUCUUGCAAUUGAUGAAAGAGACAAUAAGUUAGUGGCUGAAGUCAAAAGCCCUCCAGCUCGAAGAAUCGUUCCAGUCUAUGCACCUUCUCUUGUUGCUAUGCGUUGUUAUGCACCUAUUCCUGCUUCUCGUGCCUUUUUUUGUGCAGCAAUUCAAACUUCUAUGAUAGGAGCCGCAGGACUUGCUCCAGAAGCAAAUCAAUCAGAUGAGAUUGAUCAAGUUGCGACAGAUUUAUCAACUAUUACUAUAAAAUCAAAAUCUCCAAAGAUUGAAACUCUUUAUAAAUUUCUUGAUCUUCAAUCGUUUGAUGGUUCAUUUUUACCAUCUACUAAAUUUUAUUCUUGGUUUGAUAAAAAUAAUUUUAAAGAUUUUGAAUUUAUUGGAAUUAAAAAUGAGAAAGUAUUAUGUUUAGCAUUGGCGAUGGCAUAUUUAGAAAUUAUUAUGUUUGAAACUUUUAAAGAUGAAUGCGAAAUGUGUUACGGAAAAGCUAAGAAGGCUUUGAAAAAAGAAGUUGGUGAUGAUGAACAAAAGGUUAAUGAAAAUUUGGAAAAAGCUAGAAAGUGGGUUAAAAAAUGGGCUGAUGAAUAA
Messenger RNA from Dentiscutata erythropus, 1584 nucleotides. The record is from the annotation of a GenBank genome assembly. Lineage: Eukaryota; Fungi; Glomeromycota; Glomeromycetes; Diversisporales; Gigasporaceae.